This is a messenger RNA of Rhipicephalus microplus (southern cattle tick), 3737 nucleotides long. Its product is annotated as salivary peroxidase/catechol oxidase. Gene Ontology annotation, biological process: response to oxidative stress. Lineage: Eukaryota; Metazoa; Arthropoda; Arachnida; Ixodida; Ixodidae. The record is from RefSeq and is a predicted model, not a curated record. Gene Ontology annotation, molecular function: peroxidase activity; heme binding.
AUCACGCGUACAGUGAAGCAGUGCUGAGCAGGUACAUUUCUACCAGCAUGCGCCGAAAGGCAGCAAAAUGAAAAAAAAAAGUAAAGGUGGGGCCCGUGAAACAGUGACGUAGUAAGGUUCGGGAUAUGUAAAGCAGUAAGUAAUCUACUGCUAAUGGAAAGGCGAUGAAGGUUUCAAAGAAUAUCACUCCGCGGAUAUGUUUGUAGCUGUAAAAGAACCGUUCAAGUACGCACCCAACGUGAUGUAUCCGUCUAUAUAAACAGUUAUUCGAAGAUACAUGCGCCUCUCUCACUGCAGACGUGGUCGGGAAGAUUUUUACGGUGUACAAGAACAGUACUACCUUUCGCGCUAGAGAAGCGGUCGCCUCACGCUGUCACUUUCACCCAUCAGAACACCACCUCCUCAGCUUCUAGUGAAAAUUUGCAGGUUAAAGACAGCGAAAACAGGAAUCUCGCCCUCUUGUCGGCGCAGCGAUCACUAUAGUGUGCACUUGCUGACGACUACGGCGGCUACCGUUGGUGCAGACCUCCUGGACUACAUCGCCGUCUUUCGACGCUCUGCUCCGGAAUGAUGAGCCACUUGCCAUGUGCGAAGUAUUAUUUUUUAUUUGUAGUAUCGUGGAUGCUAGUGAUGUGUUUGUUGUGUCAAGGCAGAGACUCGGAGCUGACCCUAACCGUGAAACAGGUCCAAGAGGCCUACGAGGCAGCCUCGUCCGGCAAGUUGAAGACUCAAGAUUAUGCGACGAUGCCAAGCGACGGUCCUCGGUAUUCGCCGUCGCUGCGUCACCAACGUAACCGGCCUGUACACCCGGACUCAGGGCUCAUGGACGCGGUGCAGAUAUGGGACGAAGGGGCACUGCUGCUGCUUAUGAAAUGGAACAACGCAUCCGCAAAGGAGGUGCAACGAGCCGUGUCCAAGAUGGACCUAAGCAAAUUGGAGGCGGUGUUGACGCGCAAGGAACUCUGCGGUCGGCUGUACCCGACCAAGUGCGACGCAUCGGCGCCUUACCGCACCCUGGACGGCUCCUGCAACAACAUCAAGCACCCCAGCUGGGGCAAGGCCCUCAGCUGCCACUCGCGCAUCGCACCACCGGUCUAUUUGGACGGUGUCUCCGCGCCCAAGACUCUGUCCCAGUCCGGUAAGCCGCUGCCCAAUGCCCGCCUGGUGUCCAAUGCCCUGUGGAACCUACAAUCAUCGCAGGGAGCCACCUACUCAGACCGGUACACGCACCUGGUCAUGGCCUUCGGGCAGCUCAUCGACCACGACCUGGCCCUGACGCCAGACGCGAGAGGAGUCAACGGGUCCCUGCUGGUGUGCUGCGGCACCAGUAACGAGACGUCGCCGGCCUGUUUCCCGGUGAACGUUAGCAGCGAUGACCCCUUCUACGCCCCGCUGUCCGUGUCGUGCAUCAACUUCGUCCGCUCUUCGGGGUGCAGCGACUGCAACGGAAUCAUGCACGAGCGUCGGUUCGUGAACCAGCAGAGUGCCUUCUUGGAUGCCUCGCACGUGUACGGCAUUGAUCAGACGGAGCACGAGACGCUCAGGAACUCCGAUGCCAGGGAGCUGAUGCUGCUAGCCGGAGCCGGCCUUUUGCCGCCAAGCCUGCGGCCCGACCGCGACGGCUGUAGCGACCCUGCCACGGCAAGCUUCUGUUUCCGCGCCGGAGAUGGCAGGGUCAACCAACAGCCAGCCAUCGCCGUGUUACAGAUUCUGUACGCUCGACAGCACAAUCGCGUGGCUCAGCAGCUCAAGAACUUGAAUCCCGACUGGGACCCCGAGACUGUCUACCAGGAAGCCAGGCGUGUCGUCAUAGCACAGCAUCAGCACAUCAUCUACAACGAGUACCUGCCCGUGGUGCUGGGCCGCCGGUUCCCUCCUGCACGGGAACGGCGCACCCGCUACGACGCCCGACGAGACCCGUCGGUGCUGGUGGAGUUCGCGACGGCCGCGUUCCGCUUCGGUCACGGCAUGGUAGACCAGUUCUCGCUGGUUGACGAACAGUUCAGGGCGACCCCCUACUCGCUUGCUGACCAUUAUUUUCUGGUCGAUGACCUGCACGAAAUGGGCACUGUGGACCGGCUCAUUCGUGGCUUGGCCCUGCAGCGCGCCCGCGUGCCAGGACCGUCCCUGUCGGAUGCAGUGCGCGUGCACCUAUACCGUAACUCGAGCAGCCAGGCAGGCCUGGACCUAGCCUCGCUCAACAUACAGCGGGGCCGUGACCACGCGAUUCCGGGCUACGCCUUCUGGUUGCGCCGCUGCCUGGGCAGGCACGUGUACGAAUUCGAGGACCUGCACGCCUUCAUGGAGCCUCACCACGUCAGGGUUCUCGCCGAGCUUUACGAGCACCCCGACGACGUGGACCUCUGGGUUGGCGGCCUGAUGGAGCGGCCGGUGCAGCCAGGUGCCCUGGUUGGUCCCACCUUUGCCUGCAUCAUCGGACGCCAGUUUCGCAGCUUCCAGGAAGGAGACCGCUUCUUCUACAGCCACGGGGGACCCACGGGCCUUACGGACGCUCAACUGCAGCAGGUGUCAGAGUUCAGCCUGGCCAAGCUGCUGUGCGCCAAUGCGGAUGAGCCGGACUGGAUGGUCAUUCAGAGGCACGCCCUUCUCAGGCCCGACUCCGUCUCGAACCCUCUGAUCCCGUGUGAGCUUCUCCCGGACACCGACCUGAGGUACUGGACAAGGGCUUUGGCCGCGGGCUGGGACCGCUAACUUGGACUCGUUCUCUACCAACGGUCAUCCACAAGGACGCGUGCCACAGGUUCGACGCCCGCACCACUACAGGCUUGGCGAAAUCAGCAUCUACACCGGACGCAGUCUGAAACCUGUGGAAGAAAAAGGAAGUGCCUUUCUCCGCUUGCAUAUCGAACGACGGCCAGUGCACGGGUGGGAUUAUAGCUGUGGUGGCGUCAAGCACACGCUGUCUCUCUUCUUUGUCGGAAAACGAAAUAUACGAGAAUAAAGCAAUUGAAGGCGUCUCAGGAGAGACGUCUUUCUUGGCAAAGCCCUCAAAAUGUAAGGAAUAUUUCUGGUUCGGUGUGUCGGUAUCACAAAGCCAAUAGUGGCAUUUAGGCUUGUGUAUUCUCCGUCUUACUAGGUACCCUUUAAUGGCUUCCCUAACCUAGAUUUAUGUUACACAGCGCAAGUUCAUAUGAGACCAUAACAAGGGUCGCCAGCGUGUAGUUGUUGUCCACAACCGCAGUAACCGGUGUUCGUAACCAUUAUCGCUUAAACGAGAAAAGAAGCUUUAAUGAAUAAAAACACGACGGACCCCACAGGAUUCGAAACCGGGUCCCCUACGUGGCAAGCCCAGUCACCGAGCAACGCAGGUGUAUGAAGCUCCGCGGUAAGCUUGCCUUAUGCGGGCUUAACGUCGAGAAAGAAAUCGCGUUAUUAUGAGUAACAAAGCGUUUUAGAACCGCAAAGGAAGAGACAGUCGUCACACAACGCUAAUUGCGUAAUGUGUGGGUGAUCAAACCCUCCAACCUAUUACAAAUGGUUGUUCUUGUUCCCGUAAUAACUGCGGUACAGGCCCACCUGGGGCCUAAUUCUUCUUCAUAAGCCACUGCAUAAAAAUUUGCACUGAAUUUCUUGCAACCUCGUAGUGGACACCAUGAGGGAUAGCAUACUAAAUUCCGGCCUACAACACAAAAAAUGUGAUUGGGAUGUGGGACUCAGGCGGGUGCGUGACCCAGUCGCGUUCCACGGGACGAAAAUAAAGCUAUUUUCCUUCCUUC